Acinonyx jubatus (cheetah) is the source of this 2189-nucleotide messenger RNA. It is a transcript of the gene WDR70, whose product is annotated as WD repeat domain 70. Lineage: Eukaryota; Metazoa; Chordata; Mammalia; Carnivora; Felidae. Gene Ontology annotation, biological process: regulation of DNA double-strand break processing. Gene Ontology annotation, cellular component: site of double-strand break; nucleus. The record is from RefSeq and is a predicted model, not a curated record. The transcript has 18 exons. Gene Ontology annotation, molecular function: protein binding. Bases 134 to 2101 code for a protein of 655 amino acids.
CGCGGAAGGUGACGCUCUUGGUCCUGGAGGCGGCGCAGUACCUGAAAGGCGAUAGUUCCUGCUGGUUUUGCCGGGAGUCUUUCGCAGCUGCUUGUUCUGUGGCUGUGGCUCGUUCUGCGGCAGGCGGCCGGCCAUGGAACGCCCGGGGCCCAGUGAAGUGACAGGCUCAGACGCGUCGGGACCGGAUCCGCAGCUGGCGGUCACCAUGGGCUUCACCGGGUUCGGAAAAAAAGCUCGAACAUUUGAUUUGGAAGCAAUGUUUGAACAAACACGAAGAACGGCUGUGGAGAGAAGUCGGAAAACACUGGAAGCAAGAGAAAAAGAGGAAGAAAUGAACAGAGAGAAAGAAUUAAGAAGGCAAAAUGAAGAUAUUGAACCAACAUCUUCAGGCUCAAAUGUGGUCAGAGAUUGCUCUAAAUCAUGUUCCAGGGAUACAAGCAGCAGUGAAAGUGAAGAGAGUUCUGGUUCUUCUGAUGAUGAGUUAAUUGGCCCUCCUUUACCUCUUAAAAUGAUGAAAGAACCAGGUAAUCAUAUUGAGGAAGAUAUCGUUGGUCCUUUACCUCCACCUCUUUAUGAAGAUGCCGAAGAUGAUGAUGAUGAUGAUGACGGUGAUUCAGAGGAGGAGGAAAAUCCUGUCCAAAAGAUUCCUGACUCUCAUGAAAUAACUCUAAAGCAUGGCACCAAAACAGUUUCUGCUUUGGGUCUGGAUCCCUCAGGUGCACGUUUGGUGACUGGAGGAUAUGACUAUGAUGUUAAGUUUUGGGAUUUUGCUGGAAUGGAUGCCUCUUUUAAGGCAUUUCGAUCCCUUCAGCCCUGUGAAUGCCAUCAGAUCAAGUCAUUGCAGUAUAGUAACACGGGAGACAUGAUUCUUGUUGUAUCUGGAAGCUCUCAGGCUAAAGUGAUUGACAGAGAUGGUUUUGAAGUAAUGGAAUGUAUAAAGGGAGACCAGUAUAUUGUGGACAUGGCGAACACCAAGGGUCAUACAGCAAUGCUUCAUACUGGCUCAUGGCAUCCCAAAAUAAAGGGAGAAUUUAUGACUUGCUCAAAUGAUGCGACUGUGAGGACAUGGGAAGUUGAAAAUCCAAGGAAGCAAAGAAGUGUGUUUAAACCACGGACGGCGCAGGGUAAAAAAGUAAUUCCCACAACGUGCACAUAUAGUAGAGAUGGAAACCUUAUAGCAGCUGCCUGCCAGAAUGGAAGCAUACAGAUCUGGGACCGAAAUUUGACUGUUCAUCCUAAAUUCCACUAUAAACAGGCUCAUGACCCAGGAACAGACACUUCCUGCGUGACUUUUUCCUAUGAUGGUAAUGUCCUUGCUUCUCGUGGAGGUGAUGAUACAUUGAAAUUAUGGGACAUUCGACAGUUUAAUAAGCCACUUUUUUCAGCCUCGGGUCUUCCUACCAUGUUCCCAAUGACUGACUGCUGUUUCAGUCCAGAUGAUAAACUCGUGGUCACUGGGACAUCUGUUCAAAGGGGAUGUGGCAGCGGCAAACUUGUUUUCUUUGAGCGCCGGACUUUCCAAAGGGUGUAUGAAAUAGACAUCACAGAUGCGAGUGUUGUCCGCUGCCUGUGGCAUCCAAAGCUGAACCAGAUCAUGGUAGGAACUGGAAAUGGAUUGGCUAAAGUGUAUUAUGACCCCAACAAGAGUCAGAGGGGAGCAAAAUUAUGUGUGGUUAAAACCCAGCGGAAGGCGAAACAAGCCGAGACUCUAACCCAGGACUACAUCAUCACCCCUCAUGCCUUGCCUAUGUUCCGUGAGCCCCGCCAACGGAGUACAAGGAAACAGCUGGAGAAGGACAGACUGGAUCCCCUGAAGUCUCAUAAACCUGAACCUCCUGUAGCAGGCCCAGGUCGUGGUGGCCGGGUUGGAACCCAUGGGGGCACUCUGUCAUCAUACAUUGUGAAGAACAUUGCUUUGGACAAAACUGAUGACAGCAAUCCCCGGGAAGCCAUUUUGCGGCAUGCUAAAGCAGCCGAAGACAACCCAUAUUGGGUUUCUCCAGCAUAUUCUAAGACUCAGCCCAAAACCAUGUUUGCCCAAGUUGAAUCUGAUGAUGAGGAAACAAAGAAUGAGCCCGAAUGGAAAAAGCGUAAAAUCUGAAGACUCUCACGUGAAAGCUAUUUGCAUGAGGGGGAGGAAUAUUGGACAGGAUUUUUUUUUUAAUGAAAUAAAAAAUGCAUUUUUAUGA